Molecule: messenger RNA, 360 nt
Organism: Lathyrus sativus (Indian pea)
Lineage: Eukaryota; Viridiplantae; Streptophyta; Magnoliopsida; Fabales; Fabaceae
Source: the annotation of a GenBank genome assembly
AUGGAAGUUCCGAAGGAUCAAAUCACUUCUCUCCUCGAAAAUGGACUCUACAACUCCGCUCAGAUGCUCGGUUGUUCUCUUGUUUCUUCACCUGCUGCAAAUGCUGAAUCCUCUCCUCAUAUCAAAACUGAGAGCUUGGUGCUACUUGGUGAUUCAUUCUACCACGAAAGGGAGUAUCGUAGAGCCAUUCACACCUAUAAGCAAGCUUUACAAUACUACAAGAUGAUUCCCAAACAGAACAUGUCAUCUGCUCGAAGUUCAUUAUCAUCAAAUAGAUCUUCUUCUCCAAAUUCUUGCAGUAUAACAGUAAUUAAUGAAAAUGAGGUGAAGUUCAAAUUGCAUCAUGUCACUAUUUUCUAA